AUGCAACCUCCAAAAUUUAACAACAACCUGUUUCAUUGCAAAUUUUGGUUGGGUGAAAACCACGACAAAACCAAAGAAUCCUCAGACUGCCUCCGUCACCUCACACAGCAGGCUGUCGUCUUGCAGAAGAAGAUGAACGAUUUGUACACGGGCAAACCAGGUUCAGGAGCAGGUUUACCCCCCGUCCAGAUCCAGCAGCCCUCCAUGGGUUCCGUACUCGACAUGCUCAACGUCAUCAACGGCAUCCUGUUCGUGCAAAUCAGUCAACAAGACAUCGAGCACUUCAAAGCCGAGAUGGACAAACGACAAAAAGAGUCAUCAUCAUCAGCAACAGCAACAGCAUUAGCAACAUCAGCAACAACAAGCAGCGAGACAAAAGAAGAAGCGACAACAAAUAGCUGAAUAAGCAACAACGUUCAAAAUUAGUAGAAACAGUUUAGAAAACUUACAUUAUAAGGCAGACGCAAUAAUAAUUUGCGAUUCUUGUGAUUUGAAACUAAAUCAUUGGAAUUCAAUUUUUAUUGCAUAGUCGAUAGUUGAAUUAAAUUUAUAGGAAAAAAAUGGAAAAAACACACUCGGUACAAGAGAGAAACGACUUUUUGUGAGAAGACGACUUGUAGGAGGUAGGUGGUAAUAAUUUAAUGUUUU
Molecule: messenger RNA, 648 nt
Organism: Ctenocephalides felis (cat flea)
Lineage: Eukaryota; Metazoa; Arthropoda; Insecta; Siphonaptera; Pulicidae
Product: clustered mitochondria protein homolog
Exons: 3
Coding region: 1-402 (133 amino acids)
Source: RefSeq, a predicted model, not a curated record